AUGCCUGCUCGGUUCCACCCCCCCUUUGCGGCGCCAAUUGGCGUCGAAUUACGCCUCAGCUUCUUGAAACAAACCCUCCAGUCCACCGGCUUGUGGGAGACGCUCCGCAAGGCUUUCGCCCUCGAUCCCAACCGCUCCAACGGUGUUCCCCUGAACCCUUACUUCCGAAACCCGACGCCCGGAGCCCUGGACCCCCUCAGCUUCGACGACCCCGUCACUCUUCCCGCUGGCGAUAUUGCCGACAACGCCUACUGGAAGCGUGAUGUCCGUCGCGCGUACCCGCAGCUUAGCGUGGUGACUCAGGGCGAUGCAGUGUCGUUGUUGACGGUUGGAAGCGCCGCGCAGCCCAAGGUCGAGCUGAUUGGCGAGGCCGGCGAGAAGGCUCUCGUUGCGGCGCAGAAGGAGGGCGAGACGGGCCUGGCCAAGUUCCUGGAGAAGGCGCCCAAGGAUGUGGCAAAGGACGUGUUCGUCAAUGGCCUGCCACCGCUGCCGAGCGGACAAGCGCUGGCGGCUGGAGGAUGGGAUGUGCACAAGUACGAGCUCAACGAGGAUCAGACAUAUGGCGAAGGAUAUCCUACCAGGACGUUCAAAUGA
This is a messenger RNA of Trichoderma aggressivum f. europaeum, 594 nucleotides long. RefSeq lists its product as uncharacterized. Bases 1 to 594 code for a protein of 197 amino acids. Lineage: Eukaryota; Fungi; Ascomycota; Sordariomycetes; Hypocreales; Hypocreaceae. The transcript has 3 exons. The record is from RefSeq and is a predicted model, not a curated record.